Molecule: messenger RNA, 1704 nt
Organism: Erinaceus europaeus (western European hedgehog)
Lineage: Eukaryota; Metazoa; Chordata; Mammalia; Eulipotyphla; Erinaceidae
Gene: DEAF1
Product: DEAF1 transcription factor
Exons: 10
Coding region: 16-1704 (562 amino acids)
Biological process (GO): regulation of transcription by RNA polymerase II
Cellular component (GO): nucleus
Molecular function (GO): DNA binding; DNA-binding transcription factor activity, RNA polymerase II-specific
Source: RefSeq, a predicted model, not a curated record
CUCGGCGGCGUCCGGAUGGAGGACUCGGACGCGGCCGCCAAGCAGCUGGGCCUGGCCGAGGCGGCGGCGGUGGCGGCCGCGGCCGCGGUGGCGGCGGCGGCCGCGGCCGCGGCGGGAGGCGAGACGGAGGCGCCGGUGCUCGGCCGAGACGAGGACUCGGAGGAGGACGCGGACUCGGAGGCGGAGCGCGAGACGCGGCGGGUGACGGCCGUCGCGGUGAUGGCCGCUGAGCCCGGGCACAUGGACAUGGGCCCCGAGGCCCUGCCUGGCCCCGACGAAGCCUCAGCGGCCGCCGCCUUCGCAGAGGUGACCACGGUGACUGUGGCCAACGUGGGUGCGUCCGCAGACAACGUCUUCACCACAUCGGUGGCCAACGCAGCCUCACUCUCAGGACACGUUCUGUCGGGAAGGACAGCCUUGCAGAUCGGGGACAGCCUCAACACCGAGAAGGCCACGCUGAUCGUGGUGCACACGGACGGGAGCAUCGUGGACACCACCGGCCUGAAGGGCCCUGCCGCCCCGCUCACCCCAGGCCCCCAGUCACCCCCCACGCCCCUGGCUCCGGGUCAGGAGAAGAGUGGCACCAAGUAUAACUGGGACCCAUCGGUGUACGACAGCGAGCUGCCGGUGCGCUGCCGCAACAUCAGCGGGACCCUGUACAAGAGCCGGUUGGGCUCCGGAGGCCGUGGCCGCUGCAUCAAGCAAGGCGAGAACUGGUACAGCCCCACCGAGUUCGAGGCCAUGGCGGGCCGGGCCAGCAGCAAAGACUGGAAGAGGAGCAUCCGCUAUGCCGGGCGGCCGCUGCAAUGCCUCAUCCAGGACGGGAUCUUGAACCCCCACGCCGCCUCCUGCACGUGUGCUGCCUGCUGCGACGAUAUGACCUUGAGUGGCCCCGUCCGGCUCUUCGUCCCCUACAAGAGGCGCAAGAAGGAGAGUGAGCUGCCCCCCACGCCCGUGAAGAAGGAGCCCCCCAAGAACAUCACGCUGCUCCCAGCCGCCGCAGCCACCACCUUCACCGUGACGCCCUCAGGGCAGAUCAGCACUUCUGGAGCACUGACCUUUGACCGGGCAUCCACUGUGGAGGCCACAGCCGUCAUCUCCGAGAGCCCAGCCCAGGGUGACGUGUUCGCGGGGGCCACAGUGCAGGAAGCUGGCGUGCAGCCCCCCUGCCGACUGGGCCACCCGGAGCCCCACUACCCUGGCUUCCAGGACAGCUGUCAGAUGGCACCUUUUCCUGAGGCCGCUCUGCCCACAGCACACCCCAAGAUAGUGCUGACCUCGCUGCCCGCGCUGGCUGUGCCGCCAUCCACACCUACCAAGUCCGUGUCCCCCGCCGUGGUGGGCGGGCUGGAGCUGUCGGAGCCGCGGAGCUGGCUGUUCCUGGAGGAGAUGGUCAACUCGCUGCUGAGCACGGCCCAGCAGCUCAAGUCACUGUUCGAGCAGGCCAAGCAGGCUAGCUCCUUCCGUGAGGCGGCUGCCGCCCAGGCCAGGGCCCAGGCCGACACGGAGCGCAAAGAGGUGAGGGAUGGUCCCGCACGAGGGCGGGCGCCCGGCCUCGCUCUGAGGACCGAGUGUGGCUCCCGGUGCUGGACGCUGCCCCCGCAAGUGUGCAAGUCUGGGGCGACCCUGAAUGCUCAGCCCAUUCCUGCCCCACCUGUGUCCUGUGAGCUCCCUCCGGGACAGGACGUCCUUCAGAGCAGCUGA